CAUCAGGCAAGGCUUCAAGGACAAAAUCAUGGAAUUGAUGAUCAUCCUCCUCGCAGUUUCUCUUUUCCUACAAGGAGCUCUAGGUGAAUUGGUAUGCGAGGAACUGCCAAUAAAAAUGUGCUCAUUCGCGGUGGCAUCCACCGGAAAGCGAUGCUCGUUAGAGACCUAUGCAGCCAAGGAUGGGAAGAUUGGACUGCAGUGCAGGAGUUCUGAAAUACUUGCAAGCGACAAUAUUCAUGAACAUAUUGAGAAGGAUGAGUGCAUUAGCGCAUGCGGGGUUAGUAGGAAAACUGUUGGCAUCUCUUCUGACUACCUCUUCCAGCCUCGACACACUCACAAAAUUUGCUCACCCAAGUGUCAACACAAUUGCCUAAACAUUGUUGAUCUCUACAGCAAUUUGGCUCUUGCAGAAGGAUUGUACCUACCAGGAGUGUGCAAGAAGGCAUUGGAAAGUGGUUCACGGCAAGAAAUGAGUGAGAUUGGAAGCUCCGAAAUAGCUCCUUCAAAUACUUCUGCAAUGGUGAACAACAACAACAACAACACCCAAGCUUAUGCAACAGCUCAUCUCAAUGUAUCAUGAAAUCUUCCUUCCUUAGGGAAAAAAAAAAAAAGAAAAAGGUAAUCAUGAAAUGCAGUUAGACACCUGAUCUUUUUCACUUGAGGGCCUUUUGAUCCAUAAAUAAGUACUAAUAAAAACUGUAGCAGUUCCCGGUUUGGUUUGGAAA
Messenger RNA from Coffea eugenioides, 725 nucleotides. RefSeq lists its product as uncharacterized. The record is from RefSeq and is a predicted model, not a curated record. The transcript is spliced from 4 exons. The coding region runs from base 29 to 580 and encodes 183 amino acids. Lineage: Eukaryota; Viridiplantae; Streptophyta; Magnoliopsida; Gentianales; Rubiaceae.